UCAAAAUUUUUAGCAAACGCCAAAAUUCGCGUUUUCUGCAUUCUGCUCGCCGAACAAUACACAAACUGAGCCGGCAUUUUCGGAAAAGUGGAAAUUUUACCUACAAUUACUACCGAGUUUUGGUAAGUGAUCGAUAGAGAGUCUCCAAUUUACUGCAGUGAGUAUCCCAGCCGGGCAGAAAAUGGCUUCAAUCGCGAAAAAAGUGAAGAAAUCCGACGACGCAUUGGAAGACGAAUCGGAAGCGUUGGAAGCGAUCGACAGCUGCCAAAAUGAAAUCGAUGCCCUGAACGAGAAAGCCAGCGAGGAAAUCCUUAAAGUGGAACAAAAGUACAACGGGCUGCGGAAGCCGUACUUCCAGAAGCGAAACGAAAUCAUCAAGCGCAUUCCGAGCUUCUGGGUGACGGCCAUCGUGAACCAUCCGCAGAUCUCCGGCAUUCUCGAGGAAGAGGAAGAAGAGUGCCUGCAGUUCAUGGAGAAGCUCGAGGUGGAAGAGUUUGAGGACAUCAAGAGCGGCUAUCGCAUUCACUUCUAUUUUGACGAGAAUCCGUACUUCGAGAACAAGGUGCUGACGAAGGAGUUCAACCUGGGAUCGAGUGGAGAAACGCCGGUUUCGACCAGCACCGCCAUCAAGUGGAAGCCGGAUCGCGACCUGACCAAGAUGUUGCCAAAGAAGGCGAUGGCCAACCGGCGGAAGCGCGGUCUCGAGUACCGGACGUUCUUCGACUGGUUCACGGACAAUAACGAUCCGAUCAACGACGACAUCGCCGAACUGAUCAAGGACGACUUGUGGCCAAAUCCGCUCCAGUACUACCUGGUGCCGGACAUCGAGGUGGAACCGGAACCGGAGGAAGACUAUAACGAAGAGGAUUUUGGCGACGACGGUGAAGGCGAAGAGGAAGAGGACGAAAUCGAGGAGGAGGAAGAGGAAGCUUAAGACAGAAUUUUUUUUUUGUGCGUGGAGAUCGAUAUUACGGAUCAAAAGUUUAUAAGUCUUUUGCUGCCACCUUGGGUAAGCAUACAGAAGAAUGGUUUAUUUAUUACUCUAACUUUGACGAGUGAGACUCAAGUCGUAGUCUGCACAUGUUUCGUUCUACGUUCGAUUAAAGUCCGUUGUCACAUUCUCCAGCAGGAUGAAUAGGUACUAUUGUUUCAAUUGCUGCACCGUUGAUAUGAAAUCUAUUAGGACCUCAGUGUUUCCUUAUAGCGAAUAGAACCAUCCUUAGGCCAUUUGUGUUAAAUCAAUCACUAUUGUCACUCAAAAUCAAACCUUUAUCGAUAAUUAUAGCCACCUAUAGGUACGACAGUGGAGAAACGCCCAUAUGGGUUUCUCCGACGCAGGAAUUAUGACAGACAUUAUUAAGUAUUAUUAUUGGCAGAAAAUGGUACCGCAAUUGAAUUAUAUAUGGCUGGCUAAUAAACAAACACUACUUGAAAUAGAGUUAAUGAUGAAUAAAAUGGAUACGUAGUGAAAACGUGA
Messenger RNA from Aedes aegypti (yellow fever mosquito), 1477 nucleotides. RefSeq names its product protein SET (gene Set). The coding region runs from base 182 to 934 and encodes 250 amino acids. Gene Ontology annotation, biological process: nucleosome assembly. The record is from RefSeq and is a predicted model, not a curated record. NCBI's taxonomy places the organism in Eukaryota, Metazoa, Arthropoda, Insecta, Diptera, Culicidae. The transcript has 2 exons. Gene Ontology annotation, molecular function: histone binding; chromatin binding. Gene Ontology annotation, cellular component: chromatin; nucleus.